GCCUGCCAUGGAGUAUCGGACUGGACUGUCAAUCCUCCCGUCUUGCUGUUCAACUUCUCAAUCUCUCAGGAGGUGCUCACCCUCUGUGGCAACAAUAUGAAUAUUACAAGUCAAGUGGGAUCAGGGGUAUUCUCCGACUUCUCCCAAAUCCAGUUCGUUAAUGUCUCUGGAUUAAUCAAUUCCUGGGAUCCCAGCACCAGCACUAUCACUUACAGGCAACAACUGAUGUACCAGUUUUCGUGUCUGUAUCCACUGCAGUAUUUAGUGAACAACACUGAGCUCAGCGUGUCAGGAGUGAGUCUAGCAGUAAAGGACAACAAUGGCACCUUCGUCAGUACUCUAAGCAUGGGUCUUUACAGUACUGCCGACUAUACAACCAAACUCCAGAUACCAGGAUCUGGGCUGCAGUUGAAAACUCGCAUAUAUGUGCAGGUCAAGGCAACAAAUCUCACAAACAAGUUCAAUGUGUUGCUGGACCGUUGCUAUGCCACAACAAGCCCAUAUCCAACCAGCAGCACCUCUUAUGAUCUUUUUAUUGGGUGUAAUCGUGAUGCCCAAACAAAGAUUGAUUGGAAUGGGAUAUCCCAGGUAGCUCUCUUCUCCUUUGAGGCCUUCCGCUUUGUGGAACACAAAAACCGGUCCAUCUCCACUUUCUACCUGCAUUGUGCUACCCGACUCUGUGAGAACUCCACUUGCGCCUCCUUGCUUCCGAGAUGCGUUAGGAAAAGAGAAGUACAGUCUCCAGUGCAGAACUCUUCUGAUGUUGCCACUGUCUCCUCAGGACCAAUCAGCACUAGAGUUGACAACGCUGUCUUUAGGGAUGAAACAGAUGACAGUGACAGUGAUGUGGAAGAGAUGGAUACUCCUCACCCACCUUCAGAAGCAGAGUCUGAGGUUCCACUCACAUCUGACACUGCCCCAACUGGACCUGAUGACCACACCUAUUACAUGCUCCAUAGCACAGUAAAUUCAUCAAAGACAGAACUGUUGUUGACUGAGUUACUGGGUUCUGACCAGCCCACCAGGGCAAGUUAUCCCUUCCACAGUCCUUUAAAGAUAAACUCAACAUUUCCAAAUCCUACAGGGGGCGUUGUGCCCGCUAGAUUAUCCUCAUCAGCAUCCAUCCCUCAGCUGACGUAUGUUGGUGUAGCCACUGGCUUGCUGAGCUUCUUUCUAGUUGACUGGUUGUCUACAUCGGGGCUUGGACAGGGAUCGACAUCGGGGAUCGGGAAUUCCUUCCUUAUCACUUGA
Molecule: messenger RNA, 1251 nt
Organism: Sinocyclocheilus grahami
Lineage: Eukaryota; Metazoa; Chordata; Actinopteri; Cypriniformes; Cyprinidae
Product: zona pellucida-like domain-containing protein 1
Exons: 11
Coding region: 97-1251 (384 amino acids)
Source: RefSeq, a predicted model, not a curated record